Molecule: messenger RNA, 797 nt
Organism: Rubroshorea leprosula
Lineage: Eukaryota; Viridiplantae; Streptophyta; Magnoliopsida; Malvales; Dipterocarpaceae
Source: the annotation of a GenBank genome assembly
ACAAUAUAAAGGACAUACAUCUCCUUCACACUCUUCUCCUCGCCCCUCAACUCCCUCAAUCCACAGAGCGGCUAAAAUUUUCUCCCGUCGCUUUAGAUAAUACACAAGAUUGAGCUUCCAAAGCCAUAAACAUGGAAGGCAUUGUGCGGCCGCUCUUCAGCUCAACGACUCUAUUACCACCCAGACCAUCUCCUUUUUGUAAUUACAUUAUCUAUAAUAAACUCCCACUUUUUCUCUCCCAAACUCCAACCCUCUCUACAACUCUAUUUGUCCGUUCUCACUUCCAUUCUUCUGAAGAGAGAUCCCAACUUGCAAACAAGAUUAAGGCUCUUAGCCGGUUAAAAGCCAAGCUAUUAGUCACAGCUGAGGAGCAACGUGCAUCUGAAAUCAAGCAAAUAAGGGGAGAUGCAGUGAAGGCUGAGUGGGGGCAGCAGAUACGGAAUUAUGUAUUCCAUCCAUACAAACUCGUCAAGGAUGUAAGGAUGGGAGUUGAAACGUCAGAUAUUGCAUCUGUUAUGGAUGGUGAACUAGAUAGUUUCAUCAAAGCUUACCUCAAGUACAAAUACAGCAAGGCAAUUUCUGAAUCCGACACCAGUUAACAUUACACUGAUUAUUGAUCAUCUCUUUCAUGUACUAUAGGUAUAUACGGGUUCUGAUUCUUCAGAUGGAAUGUGAACCUAAGAAUGUAGAUUAUCAUGACACAUGACAUUUCCCUUGCUUUUAUACUGACUAGAAGCUGCAAGGUCAGAUAUUCUAUCCAUAUAAAACUUCAGUUUGAAAAAACAUUAAUGGAUACA